This is a messenger RNA of Fimicolochytrium jonesii, 1052 nucleotides long. RefSeq lists its product as uncharacterized. NCBI's taxonomy places the organism in Eukaryota, Fungi, Chytridiomycota, Chytridiomycetes, Spizellomycetales, Powellomycetaceae. Bases 433 to 789 code for a protein of 118 amino acids. The record is from RefSeq and is a predicted model, not a curated record. The transcript has a single exon.
AGCUUCGUCGGCUUUCGCAGCUUCUUCGGCUUUCGCAGCUUUCGCAGCCUUCUCUUGUUCCUUCUCUUUCUGUUUUUCCAAUUUGCGUUUUGCUUUCUUCUCCUUCCGACGCUUCUCCUCACGAUCUUCUCCGAAGCCGCCUCUUCGAUAUCUUCCUCCGCCGUUGAUUGUAUCAGACAUUGACUUGCGCCAUUCGAGCGUCUCUUCCCAUCGAUCUUUAUUCAUCGAGGUAAGGAAGUCCUCGCUGUCGCGGAACGCUGCUGCUCUCGUGCUCUUGUCCGCGCGCUCCUGCUUCUCUCGCUCUUCCUGCGCGCCUCGCUGCGCCCAAAAAUCCUCCUCACUUUUGCUUCGGGUGCUUUCGUGCAUGGAUGCAUCCUUGUCCAGUGUGCGCCCCGCUUCGGCGAUGAAGUCAUCUAGUAUGGUUUCCGUUGAAUGAUACUUGCGCAUGUUGUGGCGGAAGUCACGGUUGGCGUGUCGCCGGGCUCGCUCUUCGAAAUCUCGUGUGCUUUGCUCUUGACGCUUCUGGCUUGCAGCCUCUGCUUUUCGCGCGGCAUGAUCCACCUUUUCCUGGGCUCUGCGCGCUUUCGCUACUGCUUUUGCGAUCCGAGAGUCCAUAGCUUGCGUCUUCCCGUGGGUAUCAAAGUCAUAUUUGUUGAACGUUGGAGGGCAGUAGGAGUAACUCUGAGCUCUGAAUGGCUUUCCGCGAGCCUCUGGGCCGAUGUUUCCAGCCGUCGCAUCUUCGUACGCUUUCCGCAAGAUGCUGAAAGCUUGCGUGGCACCAGGAUCUGAACAUCGAUCCGGAUGAAUCAGCAGGGAUUUGACACGGAAUGUUGUCGUGACCUUCCGAGUAUCGGCGGCUUCUCGGGAGGCACACACAUUGUAUGUGAGCUGCAGGACCUGUGGCGGAUGCCGGUCAGCGUCGGGCAGAGCAAGGAUUCGCUUAACCUCUGAAAGUUGUGCGGGGGUCGGAGUCGACAUUCUACAUCGUUGAAUUUGUGCAAGUGGUUGGAAGACGAUUGCCGCAGCGAGAUCCUUGCUUAUCACCUUUUGAC